AUGACGAAUAAACGAGGACAGAUUCUGUGCACUAGCGACCCGGGUAUUCCGGAGAGCGCCUACUGCGAUGAGACUUUCGGCAGGAUGAGCCGCAAGCGCCACUGUAGCGUCCGUUCGCUGUACGAAGAGUCGGCAACCGGGCGCCGUGACUCACCUGCACGCCCAAGCGACAGCCCUUCUUCAGUGACACUUAUUCUACCUGAUGAGGAGGACGCAAUCUCUUUGCAUGAGCUCGCUUCGGAGUGGAGCGAGAAGAUUGUGGAUGGGCUUCGCCGCAUGCAGAGCACGCAAGACCUUAAGGAGCCGCUGGCCAACUACCUGACCCAGUUCUACCACGCUGCAAUAUCGCGGGGAUGCGAGGACACUUCGCAGCCCGAAAACUCGCAGGGGGACCAGAGUGAGGAGCUUUCCAAUCGCAUCGGCCAGCUGCUGCAUCGCAACAACGUGCUCUGCAACGUCAUUCGCAACCAGUACGAGACUAUACGACGGCUGCAGGCGAGCGAGGUGCUCGCAUCGAGCCUGAUGAGGGAGAAGGUGGCGCUCAGGGAUGAGCUGCUGGGCCUCAAGGAGUGCGUCAACGCCUACGUCGGCUCUGUGGGCGCGGGGUCGUCGUGCGGACCAUGCGACUCCCAUUUCACGCGACGCCCACCGGACGUCUUUUAG
Babesia ovata is the source of this 663-nucleotide messenger RNA. RefSeq names its product dynein heavy chain 5 axonemal, putative. The coding region runs from base 1 to 663 and encodes 220 amino acids. Lineage: Eukaryota; Apicomplexa; Aconoidasida; Piroplasmida; Babesiidae. The record is from RefSeq and is a predicted model, not a curated record. The transcript has a single exon.